This is a messenger RNA of Schistosoma turkestanicum, 2696 nucleotides long. Lineage: Eukaryota; Metazoa; Platyhelminthes; Trematoda; Strigeidida; Schistosomatidae. The record is from the annotation of a GenBank genome assembly.
AUGAAUAAUCAUCCAUUAGAAUUAGAAUUCAAUUCACAAAUUUUACCACAAUAUAAAGAAUAUCAAUUAUUUUCUAAUGAUUUAUGCUCACAAGAAUUAAAACAAUUCUAUUAUAAUCAAACAUGGUUUAUGAAUAUUAGUGAAGAAAUACGCUCAGCAAUGGAACAAUUGAAUAGACCAUGUGAAAAAAUUCAACGUUUUGAAUGGAUGCUUGAACGUGAAUAUUUUGUAGCAAUCACAAUGGGUUUAUUAGCAUGUUUUGGUUUAACUGGCAAUUUAUUAAGUUGUAUUGUUAUCAUGCAAUAUUUAUUAAAAUUCUCAGAAACAUUUAUUCUAUUUAUAUUUUUAUCAUUAGCUGAUUCAUUAGUGAUUAUUAUGCAAACUAUUGAUGCUUAUCGUAAUUCUGUGGCAGUUGAUUUUUAUACAUUAAUAUCAUUAGAUGAAAUAUCACAUCCAUCGAAUAUAUGGCGUCGUGAUUGGAAUUGUAAAUUAUUUUUAUAUUUUUGGCAUUUAAGUUUACAAUUAUCCGCAUGGCUUGUUAUGGCAUUAACAGUGGAUCGUUAUGCUAGUUUAAAACAAUUCUAUGUAACACGUAGUCGACAUUCAUUACAUUGUCGUGCAUGGUUAAUCGGUGGAGGAAUAUUGAUCUUUUUAGCAUUUUUAAAUUUACCAUUUUUAAUUUAUGUGAAAUCAGUGAUUUAUGAAAUGCCAUGUGGACACAGUCAUUUCUGUAUUUUUAUCAAUCCAACCGAAGACAGAGAGCUGAUAGGUGAUAUAGAACAAUCAACAUCAUCACGAAACAUAAAAACUGAUGAAUUCGAUCAUUUUUAUGAUCAUUUUGUCAAUGGUACACUAUUUUCAUUGAAUAACCAAUCAUAUGAAUAUAAUCAAACAACAGCUUGUAAACAUUUACUUGGAUUUCAUAAUCUGUUCAGUGAAUCAAUAGAAGGCAAACAAACAAAAUCAUCAGCAUUUUCAAUUGCACGUAACAUAAGCAUAUGGUUAAGUCAUCAAAAUUUAAUCAUUUUCGGUUUUAUUCCUUAUACUGUUACAAUUAUAUUUAAUGUUUUAUUAAUUCAUUAUUUAAGAUCACUUCCAUGGUUUCAACCAAAACAAAAGUGUAAUCAUAAAUUAUGUUUUAAAAAUUGCGCGAAAUACGAUUCAAAAAUAUUGAUGCAUUUAAACAAAUGUUGUAUAACAAUGUUUCGACAAUCCAAAAAAGACAAGUUUAAAAAUGACAAGAAAAUUGAAUCAUAUAAUAAUGAAACAAAUAUUCAACGAUCAUUCACUCCUUGUAAAUGUAUAUUACGUUCAGAGAAUAAUCCAAUUUUGAUUGGUACAACAUGUUCUUAUUCAUUGAAUAAACGAAAACAAAUUCAUAAAUUAGUUAAAAUGUUUGAUAAUGAAAAUAAUCAUAAUCAAAAUAUGAUUACAAUGUAUUCUCCAAUGUUUAGUCAUUAUGUAAUCCAAUCAUGUAUUGCACCGCAUACUUGGGAUGGUACAUUGAACAAUAAUAAUAAUAAUAAUAAUAAUAACAAUAAUACAAAUAAUAACAUAGAAUUAAAACAUUUUCAAUCUUCAAUUCUACAUGAAACAUCAUCAAAUAUUUCAAGAUAUUCAUAUUGUGUUUCAAUAAAAUCAAAUAAUUCACAAAGUCGUUUAUAUUCUCAACAUUUCGAUCAUGAUGAUGUUGAUGAUGUUGAUGAUGAUGAUAAUGAUAAUGAUGAUGCAUUCAAUGAUGGCUGUCAAAAAAACAAUAAUGAAAAUAUCAAUUCCAUUCAUUAUUAUUCACGAUGUAAACAUCAUUGUAAUUCAAUGUCUAAUAGACAAAAUACUGAUCUACAUAUUUUAAUACAUAAUUACAGAUCGAAUUCAGUGAAAUCCGGUUGGUUUGUUGGUCAAACACGUACAACUAUUUUACUAUUAGUUGUUACAUUUACAUUUAUUGGAUUAACUCUACCAUAUUUAAUUUAUGUUGAAUUAAAACAAUUUAAUGUAGUUGAUCUUACAAAAGCGGAAAAUUAUCGUCCUGAACAUAUGGUUGAAGAAUUAUGUCGUUUUUUAUUUUUUAUUAAUAAUGGUUUAACAUUUUUUGUUUAUAUGACUGGACGUCAAUUUCGUAAAGGAUUUUAUCGUUUAUUACAUCGUUUUAAAUAUUAUCUACGUUCAUUAUUGUGUCCACAUGUUGAACGACAAAAUAAAUGGUAUUCACAUCCACCAAAUAAAAAUCAUACAUUUAAAUUAAUUAAACCGGGCAAACAUUACACCAUUCAUCAACAUUCUAAUCAACAUUAUUUUCAUCAACAUCAUCAUCGUCAACUUCAUCAUCAACAUCAUCAUCAUCAUCAUUCAUGUCAAAUGAAAACUAUGCAACAACAAGAACAAUAAUGAAUGAUACUGACAGCCAUCAGGAAUAUCCAUAAAACUAUAUACAUCAGUGUUACAUGUUGUCAAAAUCAAAAUCAUGAUGAACAGAGAAUCCUUGAAUUCAACACAAUGAAAUUGUCUAAUCUAGCUAACAAGUCAUAUUUCAAAGUUGAAAGAUCAUACAUACUUCAUGGCACAAUGUAAAAUUUUUGAGGAAUUUCGACUGCUGUUUAUGAUAAAUAAUUUUAUUUUUGUUAUGCAUUUAAGAACAUUAUCGAAAUUUUAAUGAACAUGGUAAUUAGAUUAAAAAGAAUGAACAUUGUACGAAU